Toxoplasma gondii ME49 is the source of this 1473-nucleotide messenger RNA. RefSeq names its product SAG-related sequence SRS26E (gene SRS26E). The record is from RefSeq and is a predicted model, not a curated record. Lineage: Eukaryota; Apicomplexa; Conoidasida; Eucoccidiorida; Sarcocystidae. The transcript has a single exon. Gene Ontology annotation, cellular component: membrane. The coding region runs from base 1 to 1473 and encodes 490 amino acids.
AUGGGCUGCAACAGGUAUCUGUUUUUCUUGUCUAUAUCUGCCGCCUUUUGCUGUGUGGCCGGUAGUCCAUCCGUUCCAGAAGGCCUUCCCGCAGAGACAGAUAGACAUGAGCGCAUCAGCUCUACACUGCCUGACCCGCCUCAAGAACAACACUGCUCCAUGGGUGAAAGUCCUAUUACAAUACAGAUUGCAGCUGACAAAACAGAAGCAACGUUCAAAUGUGCUGAUCCGCUAACAACGCUAGACCCGGCAGACUGUACCGAUCCCUCCUCUUGCUCACCAACGGUGGCAACCCGCGAGGAACUACAUGUGCCCAUGAUUUACGACGAUGUGGCGUGCAAUAAAGCGAAACCGUUAACAGAUGUAUUUCCCGGGGCCACGAGGGAGGAUGAUACUGAUAAGAACGUUUUCAAGCUAAUUAUUCCCAAGGACAACAGGCCACAGAAAGACGUGUGGUAUCAAUGCACGUCCGGCCAGAGAAACACUCCAUGCAAAGUUCAAAUCAGCGUAGCAGCGGCUCUCGCGGACCCGCCGGAGAACCAUCAAUGCUCCCGAGACGGCGGGUCUAUUGAAAUAGAAGUUCUGCCUGAGCAGACAGAAGCCACGUUUAAAUGCGGCAGCACCCUUAUCACCCUAGAACCCGCGGACUGCUCCAGUGACUCUUGCUCACCACUGGGGAUAUCCGAGAAAACCCAACGGGUACCGAUGAUUUGCGAAGACGAAAAUUGUAGCGUACAAAAACCUUUGAAUGAUAUCUUCCCCGGUGCCACGAGAACAGAUGAUACUGUUAACAACGUUUACAAGCUGACUAUCCCCAAAGAAGAUAGGAUAACCAAAGCUGCUUGGUAUCACUGCAAACAACGAGCGCGCCAAAAUCCUUGCAAAGUAAAAAUCAACGUCACAGCAGCUCCCCUUCCGCCGCCUACAUCACCGGAGAACCGUUGCACAGCAGCUGAUGGGGAGCUGGAUGUGAGUGCAUCACCUGAUAAACCUCUCAAAUUCGUCUGCGCCAAAGAGCUUUCUUUGGAACCGCCGAACAAGGAGACUGUGUACGACAACAGCGACGGCCAAUGCCAGAAGGCGGUGCAACUGUCUACUCUCGUAGAGGCGGAACUGACGGGAGAGACUCAGGAGGAUGCACUGGUACAGAAGGAUACCACAUACACUCUGACUGUUAAAAAACUGCCACCCAAGCAGACGCUGCUCUGCUACAAGUGCGUGGCGAGGGAAGCACGAAUGGAAUCCUUGAGGAAGUCAAACUCUCUUGAGGCGAACAACGGGUGCUUGGUUAAAGUGACAAUUGACGCAGAUCCUACGGCAACGACUACGCCAAAUACACCGACUGAGUCGACACCGACAGAGACUCCAUCGAUUCCACCGACGUCGUCAGCCGUGGCUCCGAGGGGUACACUUGCGGUGACUUGCGGCCUGGUGGUUGUGAGUUUGUGGGCAAUCGCGAUCUGCGCGAUCUAG